CGGAGUAUGGACAUAACUACAACAAUACCACUUAUUACUUGGUUUAACCAACUCCCUCCUCCCCCCUUUUCUUGGUAUAGCUUCACUCCAUUCCCAGACCCGUCCAACCGGUCUGAGGAGCCCUAAAGGCUGUUUCGAUUUAGCUUUCAUGACAGACCAGCCAACGGCCCCACCAAGAGCUCCUUUUGCGGUGAUUGUUUAACUUGUUCAAGCUUUUUUUUGCAAAGUUCGGAGUUUCUGAUGGAGAUGUUGGUUCUGCAACGUUCCUCCCGCGUGGAGGAGACGAUAUUUUUAUUUUUGCCUUUGGUAUAAUAAGAAGACAUUGUCUUCCGCAUCUAGAAUGCUGUCUGUCGCUUUUUCCAGCCUUGUCAGCCACUUGCACGGCUAUGAUAUAGAAUCUUUCUGUUGUGCUUCUUUUGUUGCUGAUUCCAAUUGGCAUAAAGCGUCAUCAUGAGACCUAUCGGGGCCGCUGUCAAUGCCCUCCUAACAGCAGCUCUGCUUGCAGGCACGGCUGGGGCAUCCGCAAUUCCAUUGGAUUCAGACGUACAUAUCCGAGCUCUGCCUAAUGCUCCGAAUGGCUAUACUCCCGCGAAUGUGCCUUGUCCCGCCAAUCGUCCGACCGCUCGGAGUGCCGCCACCGUUUCUCCGGACGAAGCCCGUUGGCUGGAGAAGAGAAGGAAGAAGGCCAUGUCGGCACUGGCUGGCUUCUUCGGUCAUGUAUUCAUCCCCGAUUUUGAUGCAGUGGCCUAUAUCGGGAAGUAUGCCGAAAAUCUUGCUCAGCUGCCGAACAUUGGGAUCGCCGUGUCUGGAGGAGGAUAUAGAGCCUUGAUGAAUGGUGCCGGCGCCAUAAAGGCGUUUGACUCUCGUACCGCGGGUUCGACAUCUAAAGGUCACCUCGGUGGUCUUCUUCAGUCGGCGACCUAUUUAUCAGGUUUGAGUGGCGGAGGAUGGUUGGUCGGCUCUCUGUAUUUGAAUAACGAGACAUCCGUGGAUGCCUUGACAAGUGGCAUGGAGGGAAAGGCAUGGGACUUUCACCGUUCUAUCUUUCAGGGCCCCAAAUUCACCAGUUCCACUUUCCUAGACAUCCUCCGGUACUACGCGCAGCUUCAAAGCGCCGUGGCUGGGAAACAAGACGCCGGAUAUAAAGUUUCUAUUACGGAUUACUGGGGGCGCGCUCUCUCCUACCAGUUUAUCAAUGCAAAAGAAGGUGGUCCUUCAUAUACGUGGUCUUCGAUCUCACUGAGCUCAGAUUUCCAGAAUGCUGAAUACCCAAUGCCAAUCAUUCUCGCCGAUGGACGGAACCCGGGAGAGAAGCUUAUCCUCGGAAAUGCUACUGUAUUCGAGUUUAAUCCGUGGGAGUUCGGUACUUUUGAUCCAACAAUUUUCGGCUUCGUCCCUCUUGAGUAUCUUGGCUCCAAGUUUCAAGCUGGGGUCCUUCCUAGCAGCGAAUCGUGUGUCCGCGGCUUUGACAAUGCUGGGUAUAUAAUGGGCACCUCUUCUUCACUCUUUAAUGAAUUUGCCCUUCGUCUGGACGAGGUCGACAUACCCAAGUUCAUCAAAGAUGAGCUACGGAAGAUUCUGAAGGCCCUUGGAGACGAAAAUAAUGACAUCGCAGACUAUAGCCCCAACCCGUUCUAUCAAUAUGCGACUGGGACAUCUCCGUUCGCUGGCGUGCUAUCUCUCCCCCUUGUUGACGGUGGAGAGGAUGGUCAAAAUAUCCCUCUUCAUCCGCUAAUUCAGCCGGCGAGAAAUGUUGACGUGAUCUUUGCCAUCGACUCUUCUGCAAAUACCAAGAACAAUUGGCCAAACGGAAGUUCCCUAGUAGCUACUUAUCAGAGAAGUUUGGACCCGUCUGGAAUUGCCAACGGAACAUCGUUCCCUGCAGUGCCGGACGUAAACACAUUUGUGAACCUUGGGCUAAAUACGAGGCCCACAUUCUUCGGCUGCGAUAGCUCGAACACCACCAAGCCUACCCCUCUCGUUGUUUAUAUUCCAAACUAUCCGUACACGACCUUCUCUAACAUUUCCACCUUUACCCUAGCUACCCCGAAUGAGACUCGGGAUGCAAUCAUCAAAAACGGCUAUGAUGUGGCUACCAUGGGCGGCGGCACCGGAGAAAAGGAGUGGCCCACCUGCGUUGGAUGCGCUAUCUUGAGUCGGUCGUUUGAGAGGACAGGCACCGCGAUUCCGGCUGCCUGCCAGGAAUGCUUCAAGAAACAUUGUUGGGAUGGAACUGUCAAUAGCGCCACUCCGGCGGACUAUGCCCCGAGUGUGGGACCACCCAGCGCAGGUGCAAAGAGCGCCGCAUCUGCCAGGAUUCGCGCCUCUCCAAUGAUCUAGCUUUCCUAUAUUUUCCUUUGGCUCCCUCUUUUGACCUCCCCGCAUCUAGUUACAAAUUUCCUAUUUUCAUCUCUCCUAUACUUUGAAUUCUUUUCCUCUUGAUCGGAUAAAGGGGCUCGACAUGGGAUUUUAGGUUUCGCUUAUUCGGAUAUAUACGCUAAGGGGGGGAGGGAGCUUCACUUUCUUUCAGUGGGAUAAAAGCUUUUGGCUACGCUCCUUUUGUUUGUUAGGUUAGUGCUCCUAGGCAACAGGCUCAAGGCUUUUCAACUGCUUUCUUGAGAAAUGGACGCCCUCUUGAGCGUAGUUCUAUGGAUCGUGAGCCCCCUAGGGCGACCCUACGCCAAGACCAGCCAGAUCGCUCACUCUAGUUAUCCGUUGCCCCGGCAACCGCUGAACGGCGACAAACAACAAACACAAACUCGGCUUUCGGCGAAACGACCGACGACGUCGCUCAACGCUCACCUCCAGAUCUCCAGCUCUCCAGCUGUCCACGUCGCAACUGUUGCAUCUAUGCUACUUGUUCUAGUUCGUGUCCUAAUACAUAUAGCUAAUUAUAGCUAGCUCUUAUUCAAUUCCAUUCAGUCCUUCA
Molecule: messenger RNA, 2929 nt
Organism: Coccidioides immitis RS
Lineage: Eukaryota; Fungi; Ascomycota; Eurotiomycetes; Onygenales; Onygenaceae
Product: phospholipase B
Exons: 4
Coding region: 451-2340 (629 amino acids)
Biological process (GO): glycerophospholipid catabolic process
Cellular component (GO): intracellular membrane-bounded organelle; cytosol
Molecular function (GO): A2-type glycerophospholipase activity
Source: RefSeq, a predicted model, not a curated record